CUAUGGGUUAUGGGGUACUGGGGACCUAUGGGUUAUGGGGUCGAAUUCCCCCUAUCCCGACUUGGGAAAGCCAAAAUCCUAUGGGUUUUUAGAGUUUAUGGGUUACCAGGGGUAUGGGUUAGGAGGGUGUCGACUGUACUUAUAUUCCUUAUC
Molecule: messenger RNA, 153 nt
Organism: Dichomitus squalens LYAD-421 SS1
Lineage: Eukaryota; Fungi; Basidiomycota; Agaricomycetes; Polyporales; Polyporaceae
Exons: 1
Source: RefSeq, a predicted model, not a curated record